GUGCAAUCAUCUGUACUGAGGGGGCGGAUAUUGGAAGAGACGUCUGACCCACAUUUGCAUAAUUUUGAAUAAUGUUUUGGGCCACAAAACAAACACUAGCACUAUAUAAGGGUGGCGCGGUGGCUAUGGAAGACAGUACACCAGCUACAACCAACACUUGAGAUGGACAAACGUGUGAUAUUCUUGUUCUUCUUGCUCAAUGUCGUCUCUGUUUGGUCUUCGCCCCGCAUGGUCCACCUAAUGAACAAGCGUGAAGUCUACUACUGUGGCUCCAAACUGGCAAGCGCUUUGGCCCUAGUCUGUAACGGGAAAUACAACUCCCCCAGCAAAAAAUCAUUCGACGACUUGUUGGCCUACGACGAAUACAACGAAUUCUUCCCCAGCGAGACCGACGAAGACACCCAGUUCGACUUUCCUUUCCUCCAGAAGGGGGCUGCCAACUCGCUCCUACCAAUGAGAUUCCGCAAGAGCAAGGGCAUCGUCGACGAGUGUUGUCGGAAACCAUGCACUCUCAAACAUUUGGAAUUAUACUGUGCGUAAUAAUUAAAAAAAUACCAUUUAUCAGUGUAGUAGCAUUAAAAAAACCACA
This is a messenger RNA of Zophobas morio, 589 nucleotides long. RefSeq names its product LIRP-like. The coding region runs from base 163 to 540 and encodes 125 amino acids. The transcript is spliced from 3 exons. Gene Ontology annotation, molecular function: hormone activity. Gene Ontology annotation, cellular component: extracellular region. NCBI's taxonomy places the organism in Eukaryota, Metazoa, Arthropoda, Insecta, Coleoptera, Tenebrionidae. The record is from RefSeq and is a predicted model, not a curated record.